AUGAGCGCGCCGCGGGACAUCGGCACCUUCGUGGUGUGGGACUAUGUGGUGUUCGCCGGGAUGCUGCUCAUCUCGGCCGCCAUCGGCAUCUACUAUGCCUUCGUGGGGCGCCGCGGCGAGCAGACCUCCAAGGAGUUCCUGAUGGGCGGCCGCAGGAUGACCGCCGUGCCUGUGGCUCUGUCCCUCACCGCCAGCUUCAUGUCGGCCGUCACCGUCCUGGGCACCCCAUCCGAGGUCUACCGCUUUGGGGCCAUAUUCAGCAUCUUUGCCAUCACCUAUUUCUUUGUGGUCCUCAUCAGCGCGGAGAUCUUCCUCCCGGUGUUCUACAAACUGGGGAUCACCAGCACCUAUGAGUAUUUGGAACUUCGAUUUAACAAAUAUGUUCGUCUGUGUGGAACCAUACUCUUCAUUGUUCAAACAAUUCUAUAUACUGGAAUUGUUAUUUAUGCCCCUGCCCUGGCUUUGAAUCAAGUCACAGGAUUUGAUCUGUGGGGCGCAGUAGUAGCCACAGGGGUGGUCUGCACAUUCUACUGCACUUUGGGUGGGCUUAAAGCAGUUAUCUGGACGGAUGUUUUUCAAGUUGGUAUCAUGGUGGCUGGAUUUGCAUCUGUAAUUAUACAAGCUGUUGUGGUUCAAGGUGGAAUUGGCAAUAUUCUGAAUGAUGCCUAUAAUGGUGGAAGAUUAAACUUCUGGAAUUUUGAUCCUAACCCUUUGCAAAGACAUACAUUCUGGACAAUUAUUAUAGGAGGGACCUUCACGUGGACCAGCAUUUAUGGUGUCAACCAAUCCCAAGUGCAGAGAUAUAUUUCCUGUAAAAGCAGGUUCCAGGCAAAAAUGUCUCUCUACAUCAACCUUCUGGGACUCUGGGCAAUCCUUACCUGUUCAGUGUUUUGCGGACUUGCUCUGUAUUCCAGAUACCAUGACUGUGAUCCUUGGACAGACAAAAAAGUGUCUGCACCUGACCAGCUCAUGCCUUAUUUGGUACUGGACAUUCUACAAGAUUUCCCAGGACUUCCUGGCCUUUUUGUGGCCUGUGCUUACAGUGGUACUCUAAGCACAGUGUCCUCCAGUAUCAACGCCUUAGCAGCAGUGACUGUGGAAGAUCUGGUCAAGCCUCACUUCAGAUCACUCUCAGAAAAGUCUCUUUCUUGGAUUUCCCAAGGGCUGAGUGUGCUGUUUGGAGCCCUGUGUAUUGGCAUGGCUGCCCUGGCAUCACUGAUGGGAGCUUUGUUGCAGGCAGCUCUCAGCAUAUUUGGCAUGGUUGGUGGACCACUUAUGGGCUUGUUUUCUCUGGGAAUUUUGGUUCCUUUUGCCAACUCAAUUGGAGCACUUGUUGGUUUGAUGACUGGAUUUGCUAUUUCUUUGUGGGUUGGAAUUGGAGCUCAAAUUUAUCCUCCACUCGAUGAGAGAACAAUGCCACUAAGCCUUGAAACCUAUGGCUGUAACAACACAUUUAACGGAACAGAUUCAAUGACCACAGUGAUGCCAUUUCCUACUAGUACUGGAAUACAUGACACUGGAAGGACCCCACUGAUGGAUAACUGGUAUUCUCUAUCAUAUCUGUACUUCAGCACUCUUGGGACUUUGAUAACAAUAUUUGUGGGAAUGCUUGUCAGUUUACCAACAGGUGGAAGAAAACAAAACUUAGACAAAAAAUUUCUACUAACCAAAGAGGACUUUUUAUCCAAUUUUGACUUUAAGAAAAAGAACCAGGUUUUAAGCUAUAAAUCUCACCCAGUAGAAGAUGGUGGAACUGAUAAUCCUGCCUUCAACCAUACUGAAGUGAUCCCGACAGAUCAAAGUGGCAAGGACAAGGAGACUCAUUUUUGAAGCAGCUCUGACACUAGAUGAUCAUAACCACAUCUCAGAUCUGCAUGUUUUC
Messenger RNA from Condylura cristata (star-nosed mole), 1882 nucleotides. RefSeq names its product solute carrier family 5 (sodium/monocarboxylate cotransporter), member 8 (gene SLC5A8). Gene Ontology annotation, cellular component: membrane. Gene Ontology annotation, biological process: sodium ion transport; propanoate transmembrane transport. Lineage: Eukaryota; Metazoa; Chordata; Mammalia; Eulipotyphla; Talpidae. The transcript is spliced from 15 exons. Gene Ontology annotation, molecular function: organic acid:sodium symporter activity. The coding region runs from base 1 to 1830 and encodes 609 amino acids. The record is from RefSeq and is a predicted model, not a curated record.